GAUGUCCUGCUCUUCAAGGGAGCCCUGAGGGGCCGCCAGAGAAAGAAAGAAAGAAAGAGGUUGCCUUUCUACCUGGGAGGCUUCCCAAAGUGGCCCCUUCUUGGCAGCCGGACGAAGGAGCAGCAAGGUACAGAAAAGGGCGCCUUAGUUUUCCCAGCUGACAGGUUGAGUCCAGAGUGCCUGUGGAGUCACUAGCCUCCAGCAAGGAACAUUCUUUCCCAGGCUAACAGUUGCCAUGCGGUGCUUUCUGAGGCGGUCACUCACAGUGGUCAUUUCCCUGCUGGUGUUCCUGCUUGUCAUAAAUCUGUCUUCCUGGCCCCAAGAGGAUUCUGCAAUGAAGGAAGUGCGGCAAUGGGCUCAGGAUGUGGGCCUUCACCAGCUUCAUGCCAAACAGAACCGUCAUAGCCUUCAAAGGCUAAGCAAUGCUACCAGCUUCCUGAAUGUUUCUUAUCAUUAUCUUGCUGGCAUGCCACCACUCCAGAAAAAGUUCCUGACAGUGGGGCUUUGUUCUGUCAAACGGAAGCGAGAGAACUAUCUCCUAGAGACCCUGAAGUCUGUUUUUGAACAAUCAACGCAAGAAGAGCUGAGGAAGAUGGUGAUAGUGGUGCACUUAGCUGAUCCAGACCAGGAAUGGAAUGCACAAAUGGUCAAGCAGAUUGCCAAGAGAUUUGCUCCUCAGCUUCUGCUGGGCCACUUGCUACUUAUCCAUGCUCCUUCUGAGUAUUACCCUUCCCUGGAAGACCUAAAGAGGAACUUCAAUGAUGCUGAAGACCGUGUGCAAUUCAGAUCAAAGCAGAAUGUGGAUUAUGCCUACCUCAUGAACUUUGCAGCCAACCUUUCUACCUACUUCCUCAUGAUUGAAGACGAUGUCCAUUGCUCCAAGUCCUUUUUCACAGCUAUCCAAAUGAGGCUGGCUUCCCUCAAAGGCUCCUACUGGGUUACCCUGGAGUUUUCCAAGCUUGGCUACAUUGGCAAGCUCUACCAUUCCAGUGAUCUUCCCCAGCUGGCUCAUUUCCUCAUGCUCUUUUACCAAGAGAUGCCAUGUGACUGGCUUCUUGUACACUUUCGCCUCCUCCUUACGCAAAAGGAGGUGAUUCGUUUCAAACCAUCCCUCUUCCAGCAUAUUGGGCACUAUUCUUCCUUCCAGGGCACAACAAACAAGCUGAAAGAUGAAGACUUUGAAGAAGACCUUUCUAGAUUCCCAGACAAUCCCCCUGCAGAUAUGGUUACAGAUAUUGUGACGUUUGAGAAUUACUUACCCUAUAAGGCUUAUAGCAACAUGGCAGACUAUUUCUGGGGCAAGGCCCCCUCUGCUGGCAAUUCUUUCACAAUUGUGUUUAAGCAGGCAGCCCGUAUCCUCCGUAUCCAAAUCCUUACAGGAUCUGAACACCAUCCAGGGGACUAUCUCCGGGCAGGGCUUGUGGAGUUGGGCACUGAGAAGGGCAAGCAACACUGUAUCAGGUAUACCCCCAUUGGACACUUUGAGCAUGGAAAUUUUGACAGAGAGAACCUAGAGAGCAGCACAGCCUCUGCGCCCGAGUGUGUGCGCAUUACAGUGACUGAGGGUCAGAGUGAAUGGCUGAUCAUACACAGCAUCAGCAUUUGGACAAAACCGAGGCCUCAGUGAACUCCAUACUGAAUUGUCUUAAGUUUUUUGCAGUACAGGAUCACUGCUGGUGGGCAGGUUCUGCUCUUUUGUUGUAAGAAUCCACUAGGCAGAAGAAAACGAUUCUGUAUUCUUGGUCAUCAUGAAUGGUGAUAUUGUUUACAAAUUAGAUGUUUUGGACCUAUAUAUCAUCCCAGAAAUCAGGAACUCCCAACAAUAUUCUGCACAGUUCUGGCUAUUUGCACUAUCUUCAACUGCACCUGUCAGAGAGGCCCCUUUGCAUGAGUCUUCCUGAGCUUCAGGCUGAGCUACUUUGUGCCCACCUUCCUUUUCCUACUUCCAUGGACAGUAUGGUUUUCUUAUGUGGGGCUAGAGAAAUAGCAGUCAAGCUGGAUACCAGAACAGCGUAGUGAACCCAACUUGUAGCCUCCAGAACUAUCUGCUUGGAUUCUCCUUGUCUUUGUCUCUUCUGUAUCUAGUGCCCUGGAAGAACUCUGCAAUAUCUCCAAUGGAGUAUACAUGGAGGCCUUGAAUAGAGAAAAAACGUCGUCUAUCAGUUCCCUAGCUCUAGCACUGCCAACCAUUUCACUGAUUACCUAUACCUCUUGAUCUUCUAAAAUGCAGAUUAAUGGCUCUUUGAGACACGAUAUCAUAGAAGAUCGGGCUGAAUGUGUUUACCAAACUUACAUGGAGCAGAAUUUAGAAAAGCUCCACUCUACAGAGAUUUUCACUAAAGUCAUGAGAACAGUUUCUUGUACUUUAUGAUGCUGCUGAACUAUUUAUAUAUUUAUUUUUAACAAAUAUGUGAGCAACACAUGCACUUGCUAGUCUUUAUAAUUAGAAUAAUUAGCCAAAAACAUCUGCCAGAAGAGAAAGAGACUUCUUACUCUGUCCAAGUAGACCUUGAGUGUGCUCUAUUGCCUUUUACCUGUGGCUGUUUCAGAAGGACUUCAGGGCCAGAGAAUUCAGACAGCUUGCAGUGCUAGGACUCUGUUUCAGUAUAUUUCUACUAGGCACUUCCUGCCAUUUUUUACCAGCUUGCAUCAGCUCCCUUGGUUUGAGGCAUAAAGGGAAGCAUCACAUGGGGUUUGGUAUGAGAGAGAGAUGACGCUAAAGGGUACAAUCUUUUGGGAAAACCACUUCUAGUGUGAACAAAAAGUGGGGAGGAUGGUGUAGUUGCCAGUUUGUAUUGCCCAUCAGAUGUGUUUCAAAAGGGAGCAAGGAAGCAGAGUAAAUUAGAGAAUGGUUACUGUAAUAGUGAAGGGCAGAGAGAGUUAUGGCAGAGGAAAGCAGUGUGAUUAAAAGUGUGGGGUGAACAAUAGGGUACAUUUGUUUCCAAAUUGUUUCCCAAAUUAGGUAUAUGAUCUUGGUAAGAAUCAUCCUCAGUGAAAGUGCUACUGUUGAAUGCAAGGUCAUUCAGUUGGAAAAAAUGGCCUUAGGUCCUGAUCAAGGAUAAGCAUACUGACCUGAUUCAUGGAAGUCUGACUGGAUGAGAUGAAAUAACAAAUCUCUUCUCCAGGAGAUGAAACUGGGCUGGGUGGGGAAGCUUAGUUCUAUUAGUCUACCAUAACUCUGCCAGGGGCAGCAUCUCUCAGUCCUCCAGGUCUGAGUGUUAUAUCUGGAAUCCUUCCAUUUAUCUCUCCUAACAUUUUCCCUUUUUGAGUUAACCAGGAUGGUCCAGAGGAUACUACUGGAACCUCCUCAACUUGGCAUUCCUGAAUGAAAUGGAUUAUUUAGAUCCAUUCAGUCUGGCCUCAUGCCUGGGUUUGAGAUAGAGACAGCUUUGGUUGCCUUGGUAGAUGACCUAUGCAGAGAACUAGACAGGAGGAGUGGUCUCUGUUGGUUCUGCUGGACCUCUCAGUGACUUUUUAUACCAUUGGCCAUAAUAUAAUGUUCUUUGGGGCCACCUCUCUGAAAUGGGGCUCAGGGGCACUGUUUAACUGUGCCUUUGGUCUUGCUUGGAUGGGCAGACUCAGACUGUGAUAGCAAUAACAAUAGCAGCUACAUUACUAUACCGCUUCAUACUGAACUAAGCAAUCUCUAAGUGGUUCACGUGUAAGCUAAUUGCCCCCAACAAGCUGGGUACUAGGUAAUGUGAUGCUGGCGGAUGCCUGUUCAACUCCCUGACCACUAUGCUGAGGUGUGCCCCAGGUUCUGUUCUCCAUGAUGUUUAAUAUUUACAUAAAACCACUGGAAGGAAUCAUCCAGAGCUGUGGGGUUUAGUGUCAUCAGUAUGCUGAGGACACACAACUCUAUUUCUCCUUUCCAUCUGAUGCUGAGGAAACUUCUUUUUAACUAAACCAGUGCCUGAUGUCUGUAAUGGACUGGUUGAGGGUGAGCAAACUGAAACUUAAUCCACAUAAGACAGAGAUACUCCUGGGCCUCAUUCCCACUAUGUUUUAAACCGGUUUGCAAAUCUGUUUGAAGUGGUUUAAAUGACCCUGGUUCACACUUGAACUGUAUUGCUGAAGCGAUUUGGAAAGGGGGGGGGGCAUGCACUGGACUCAUUUAACCCCCAUCUUUUUGCUGCUGAUCUUUUGCUGCAUAUUUUUGGAUAAAUCAAUUCCAUGCAAGUGUGAACCAGAUGCGGAUCGGAAUUGAUUUCAAGAAUCGAUUUGAAGAAUUGAAUUCAUGAAUUGAAUCAAUUCAUUCGUCAAUGUGAACAACAAGUGGGUUAUUUUAUUUUAUUUAAUAGCAAGAAAAUGUGAUUGGGGCAAAUGCAGUGUUAACCACGCUCUGCUGCCGAAUUGAUCCAUCAGUCCAUUAAUUUGUAAGUGGGAAUGAGGCCCUGGUCAGUUCAAAAGGCAGACCAACGAAUAGGUAUUCAACUUGCGCUAGAUGGGAUCACACACACCCUGAAAUCUCAGGUGUGCUCCUGGAUUCAGAUCUGAGCCUGGGUACUCCGGUUUUUACUAUGUUCAGGAAUGCAUUUGCACAGUUAAAACUAGUGCACCAGCUGAACCUGUUUCUUGAGAGGUUAGAUCUGCCUAUGGUGACAUAUGCUGUGAUUACUUCCCAUUUGGACUACUAUAACAUGUUCCACAUGGAGCUGCCUUUGAAAACUGUUCAGAAACAUCAGGAAGUCCAAAAUGCUGUGGCCAGGCUGUUGACCGGGGCUGGGUACAGGAAUCAUGUGGCACCACCCCAAUUGAAAAAACUAUUGGCUACCGGUCCGUUUCCAUGCAGAAUUCAAAGUGCUGGUUUUGACCUUUAAAGACUUGGGUCUAGAUUAUUUGAAAAAUCAUAUCCCAUUACCUUAAUGUGCUUUGAGAUCUGCAGGGGAGAGCUUUUGAUGAGGACUCUAGAGAGAUCCUUCUCUGUGGCUGCUCUUAGACUGUAAAACUCCCAAUUGGCCCCUCCCUGCUCUCUUUCUGCAAGCAGAUGGAGGCAUUUGGUGAUGACAGAGUUUUUAAUGGGUAGGAGGUGUAGCGUUUUUAUUUUAUGUUUUAAAUAUCUUUGUAAUGAUACUUUAACUGGUGUUUUUUAAAUCAAAGUUAGUUUAAUUGUAUUUUAACUUUUAUAUUAAGAGGGUUUUACAAAUUGUUUUGUGUUUUCAAGAUGUUGUAUGCCACUUUGGGUCCAGUACUGGCAGAAAGGCAAGAUAAAAUAAAAAUACUGUUCUGGGAGACUUCGACAUCUAUGCUAGGGUUGUUCUAUUGGAAGUAGCUUCUUUUGAGAACAUAGAUCCUUCCAUUCAAAUUGCAAAUCAGGAAACAACAAUCUUAUGGGUGCCAGGUGGGGUUACACUUCUCCUGAAGACUGAAGUUCCCAGUUGGGUGUACUGUACUUUUGUAUCUGCAUUACCCAUACAUUUUAGUUAUAUCAACUGCAACCAUUUUAGAAAAUUUGACCAUAAUGGCACAUGACUUAGUUUGACCAGUGAUACAUAUCAUCAAUUGACCAGUGAAACAUACCAUUAAUUACUUCUUAUUCUGAUAGAUGAGCUGAUCCAGAAUAUUAUAGUCCAACUAGCAACAGAGAGCAUACAAUUUAAUUGUUACAAUAUACAGUUUCUUUCUAUCACAAUCACAGUUCUGGUUAUGAUCUAUAAAGCCAUGUAUGAUUUGGGCUGUUUGAAAGACCAUUUUUCUUUAUGAGCCAACCCAGGUUUUAAGACACUCAGGGAAGCUAUUAUCUCAGUACCAGCCAUUGCUGGUGAAUGGAAAGACAAGAGAGAGCCUUCUUGGUGGCUGCUCCAAGAGGCUGGGACUCACUACCAAGCAACACUAGGUUGGCUCCUUCUCUGUUGUUUGGCCUUUGAUAGGUAAGAGCAUUCUAAUUCAGGCAGGCCUUUGUUGUGGAAGCUGGUCUAGUCUUAAAAGGCUUCUAAGUAGUUUGCCAAUAGCUAGUCUUUUAUUCAAAAGGAUCUUGCAGCACCUUUGAGACUAACUCUUUGUAUCAU
Molecule: messenger RNA, 6008 nt
Organism: Sceloporus undulatus (fence lizard)
Lineage: Eukaryota; Metazoa; Chordata; Lepidosauria; Squamata; Phrynosomatidae
Product: alpha-1,6-mannosyl-glycoprotein 4-beta-N-acetylglucosaminyltransferase-like
Exons: 4
Coding region: 236-1627 (463 amino acids)
Biological process (GO): protein N-linked glycosylation
Molecular function (GO): acetylglucosaminyltransferase activity
Source: RefSeq, a predicted model, not a curated record